AUGGGAUCGACGCCUUCCUCUCCGGGGAACUCCCCCGCUUCCUUGCAUCCAGCGCAUCCUCUGUUGGCGGUUGUUUCGCCGAUUACUUCCAGAGCGGCAGCCGGAGAGGCUUUGGAGACAAGAUGCCCGUUGUGGCGAAGGCUGCUGCAGCUGAAUCCAGCCUACUUGCCUGAAGGGGCAGCCACGUGCGUGUGGCAGUAUCUCUUGCUGCCGCUGCUGCAGACGAAUGAGCGCACCGGCAAUGUAAAGGCCCUGCUGCUCUUUUUCGCGCAUCAUUUCAGGGAAUAUGCUGCUGCCUGCUGCUCGGUUUACGCCGCCGCAGACCCCUCUUACACUCCCCCGCUGCUUCUUUCGCGCCAGCAGUCUCCAGAAUGCCCCCUUACGUGCAGAGCCACUGAAGAAAGCCGCUCAUCCGUAGACGCCAAGGGUGUCGCAGCGCUAGCAACCCUCUGUCACCUCGUCAUAGAGGCGCUCUCUGCGCGCUUUACCGUGACGCAGCUUCUCCUGGCAGCCGAGUAUGCCCCCGCUGCUGCGGAGGCAGAUGCAGCGAGACAAACGACGAAGACUCACGAGGCCAAAAAGACUCACGAGGCCGAAUUCGCAGGCUCAACACCCCCUGCAUCACCAUCCCGUGCGCCUUCACGCGCUGCUGUGUGUGUUGAAGAUGAGCGUGCCGGCGCGCUGAUGGAGAGCCCCUCUUCCAGCGCAUUUCCAGCUGCUAUUCUUGCCAAGGAAGGCUGCCCUCCCUCCUCGACGCCUCAUAACCCCCCGAAACACAGCAGUCUUCUGCAAGUCGACGUUGUCUACAGGAGCCACGUGUUUCGCGUGCCUGUGAAAGGUUGCGGCGUGGAACUGUACGAAGCCUUGCUAGGGGCCCUGCGCAGACUCUACCCGAAAGAUGCAGCAGCAGCAGCGGCUCGAGGCUUGCUGUUUGCGGUGCCGCCGCAGACUCCGCUAGAAGAGAAGCUGCUGUCUUGCGACGAGCUCGCAGCUCCAGAGAACGUGCAGAAGCUCCUGCAGCAACAACGGCAAGGCCAGUACGCAUACUCCCUCGAGCAGCAAACGGAGGGGGGCACAACACGUGGCAGUACACCCGAGGCAUCCCCUUCUGCCCCUUCAGCGACAGAGGCUCCGAGGCGGCUUUCAACAGAAGGCAGCAGCAGAGACGACGGUGAGAUCAAUGUGCUUCGCGUGUAUCUGCUGCCCCUCUGGACUCCCCUGGAUGUGGGAGGAGCUGAAGCAGGCACCCUGAUCUCCAACAGCAGCAGCAGCGACAGCAGCAGCAGCGAAAACAACAGCAGCGAAAACAACAACAGCAGCGAAAACAACAGCAGCAGCAGCAGCGGCAGCAGCAGAAAUAACAGCUAUGAGGGUGGCGUCAAAAACCCCUCGCAGAGAGGCCUUCAGAGCACUCAUAGCUCGUGCCUUUUGACGCUUAUGGAUUCGAUCAUUUCUCUGCUGAUCUUCACGCAGCCGCCAUCCUUCUUCCAGAGUGUGGCUUUUGAGAUGCAGCAGCAGCUGUUGGUGGCUUUACUGCAGCUGCUGGCUUUCGUCUGCCCCCACCAAAUUCUGGCUAAGGCAUGUCCUUUACCGCCUGCCGCGAAGCUUCCUGACGCUCGCGCCUCGGAAGAAGACACUCGAGGACGGGGCGGAUCGAGGCAGCUGGAGCAGAAGGAACGAGAAGCUGCAGAAGCCGCGUCGCCGUGUACUACAGCGCCCUCCUCAGAAAGACACGCGAAGGAUAUUGGACAGGAAGCAAGUGCCGCUGUGACUGCGAAGGCCAGUCGCUGUAAGAUGUGCGAAGGUAGCAAGGGCUGGCUGCCGCCUGUAGCGGAUUCGAGUUUGAGCAGCUUGCUGCCUCCGCUUUCUGACAGGUCUGCGCAUUGCGCGCCUUUCUACUUCCUGUACCAGCAACAGCGGCAGCAGCAGCAGCUCCUUAUUCCCAUGCUGAGCUGCCCAGCAGCAGACAGCCCCUGUCUGUUGCUGCUGGAAGCUCUCAUGGCGGUGUGGGAUGCCUCCGUGGAGAACGCCGAGCAAGCCAAGGAGCUGGCAGCCUAUCUGCUGCGAACGUGGUCAAUUUGCGCUGCUGGCGAGGCGUGGGGAGUGACUCCGGAUGUAGAACUAUGCCGAGUGACGCCUUCUGAAGUCUUGGGAACGUACUGCCUCUUUCUGCUGCUUGCCCUCGCCUUCCAUGUUCCCCCCGCCACUCGCUUGGAAGCCAUCAUGCAAUCUCAAGAGCAACUGUAUGCACUUCAACAGCGUCACGAAGGCGCAUCAAGGGGUUGCCAAGCCCCUCUUAGCAGACUCGAGCCGUUCACAACAAGCUCCGCAGUGACUGAACAGUGGAAGGCUGCACAUCGCUCUCCCAUAGCCACAAACGUGUUCCUUGGCUCCCUCGGCGCGUUGUACGACCCUGCCUACUUUAGAUGCCAGUCAAACGGCGAGUGCCUCGAGAACAUGCAGCCUCCUGAGCUGAGGUUCCCGCCUUUCAAGGAAAUCUGCUUUCGGCAGCUUCUCGUAGGGCUCUCUGGCCCUCUUCUAGCGCGAAGCCUCCACCCCCUGCUGCUCUACGUGCUCCUGUACCGCAACAGAUGCUUCCGGCUGUACUGUCUGUCCACCGAAGAGAGUGAAGCGGUUCUGCUCUCACUUCUAGAGGCUGCACAGGCCCUCCCGACGCAGUGUACCUUCAAGACGCUUCUGCUCGCAAAAGGCCUAAGACGCGAUAUAUCUUACCCCGUGCCUCCUGCCGGUCUGCUGCUUUCUCUCUGCUUGCUGAUGCUUACAAGGGACCAGUCCGCUUGCCGCCACUUCCAUUCGAAGGUUCUGCGAGACGUAUACUGGGAAGGAGGAACGAAGCUGCGAGAGGCCACCCUAGGCUCCUUGCUUAUCCUCGCGCUUCUCCGAUUGAUCGCAUGGCUCGCUGCGGAUCGGCUGUUGGACCUCUUGGCCUCUCUCACGCGCCGCUUGCUAACACGGCUGCCUCUUCCUGCGGCUUUGACAGGGCCUGCAACUGCAACUGGAGCGACUGUGGCGGGCAGUGGCGCUGAUGCCACGGCAUCCUCGAACUUGAGGGAGCCUGGAAGUGAUCUUGAAGGUUGGCUGCUCGUUUUUCGCUCGGUUUUGAUUUUCCUGUGUGCCGCUUUGAGGCCCCCCCGCCUUGCAAACAACAAAGAGCUCCUCUUUGCGCUGAUCCGGCUCCUUCCGACACCUGGAGUGAUCCAGCUGGUGCAGCGAAUGGACUGUGCCCACGCAUACCUGCUACUGCGUCAGCACAAGAGCGAAUCCCCGGAGGGGUGUGCUUGCCCUUCUCUGCAAGCUGUGCCGCCAGAGGAGCCGAUUGCAACUUCAGAAGCAGCGCCAGACUUGUCGGCGGGGGAGUUGAUGCAGGUAGAGCUGCUCUCCCAGCUGCGGCCGUUGCUGGAGCCUCAACUGCGUCUGCUUCUGGCGCUGCGACGGCUGUGCGAAGUGACGCUCGAGCGAAGCGGAAGGGAUGACGAUGGAGAAGACGACGAGGGUGCUGCCAAUGAGCAACUCAUCGAGGACCUCGCAGCACAGCUCUGCUCUUCAGAUGGCGCCAAACCCGUUUGGAGUGGCAGCGAGGAUUGCGUGCAGGAGCAGCUUAAGGCCUACGGGGCACUGAUGCAUGUGAGCCUCAUUCUUCCUACCAUCUCGGGAUGCAAACGCUUGGCUCUGCAGUUCAUUGCGCGAUCCAGACCCCAAGCUUUCCUUCACACCCAAAUCCUUUCCUUCACACCCAAACCCUUUCCUUCACACCCAAACCCUUUCCUUCACACCCAAAUCCUUUCCUUCACACCCAAAUCCUUUCCUUCACACCCAAACCCUUUCCUUCACACCCAAACCCUUUCCUUCACACCCAAUAGAGACACACCACCUAGAGACCGCACGCAUAUUCCGUGGCAACCAAGAGGGGAGUCUGAGACCGACUCCUUGCCGAAAGAGGGUGCCCUUUCAAGGCUCGUGGAGAAUAAAAGUGCUGAAGCGAUUUCGCUCGUUGGGCAUGCCCCUCGCGUGGAAUACAGGGAAAACGCCAAGUCCUCUUGCUAUUUCCAGCCCCUCAUUUGGAAGGCUAUAUACUUGUUGAUGCCAAAGCGCAGCUGCUGGCACUAA
Messenger RNA from Cyclospora cayetanensis, 4128 nucleotides. RefSeq lists its product as uncharacterized. Bases 1 to 4128 code for a protein of 1375 amino acids. Lineage: Eukaryota; Apicomplexa; Conoidasida; Eucoccidiorida; Eimeriidae. Gene Ontology annotation, cellular component: Golgi apparatus. The record is from RefSeq and is a predicted model, not a curated record. Gene Ontology annotation, biological process: Golgi organization. The transcript is spliced from 12 exons.